Messenger RNA from Scophthalmus maximus (turbot), 669 nucleotides. It is a transcript of the gene uqcr11, whose product is annotated as cytochrome b-c1 complex subunit 10. Lineage: Eukaryota; Metazoa; Chordata; Actinopteri; Pleuronectiformes; Scophthalmidae. The coding region runs from base 54 to 251 and encodes 65 amino acids. Gene Ontology annotation, cellular component: mitochondrial inner membrane. The record is from RefSeq and is a predicted model, not a curated record. Gene Ontology annotation, biological process: mitochondrial electron transport, ubiquinol to cytochrome c. The transcript is spliced from 3 exons.
AGUCAGCAUACAAAAACCGGAAGUUUCUUCUAGCCUGGCAAGACGCACGUUAGAUGCCAAUAGGACACAUUUCACUCAAAAUGAUUGGUAAAAUAGUCGGUGAGAAGUACGUGGCCAUUGCCAGAACAUGGGUACCCACUCUGGCUGUGUGGGGCUCAGUUGGAGGUGUAGCUCUGGUCCACUUCACAGACUGGCGGAUUAUUUUGGAUUAUGUUCCAUACAUCAAUGGCAAAUUCAAAAAGGAUGAGUAAUGGCACCCAGGUCGGUGCUGCUUUUCACACAAAGACUUAACAAAAAAGGACUGCUGCAGCCGGUACCUUGCACUUUUGUCCACCUGCGUGCCAGGCCACUGGAAGCCCGGGAUCUUCACUCCGCAGCUCUGUCAACAUUAAACUAUACAUUACCAACAUCCAACUUGAAAUGCACCAUGGUUUGGCAUUUCAACUUUUUCUCCACCCGUGAGAAAGUGAAUGGAAGGAAAAUGAAACAGAGAUGAUAAAUGGACUCUUGUUUUUGUUUUCCUACUCGGUUUGGGGGCAGGUAUUAAUUUUAAUCAUCAAUCCUCUGUUUGACGCGGAUCAAACCUGACUCACAAAAUACAAAUCUGUCUUUUGUGUCAUGCUGCAAUUGUUUUGGUGAGAAGAAGUAAAGUAUGUGAGAUAUAUCUUA